This is a messenger RNA of Linum trigynum, 3963 nucleotides long. The record is from the annotation of a GenBank genome assembly. NCBI's taxonomy places the organism in Eukaryota, Viridiplantae, Streptophyta, Magnoliopsida, Malpighiales, Linaceae.
ACGUGUCCUUCUUUCUCUCAUCUGUUCACUCGAAACGAUCUCCUCAGUGUUAAACUGUAACCACCGCCGUCGGCGCUCGACGGAAUCCGGAAAUCCGUCCUCAGUCAACCGAAAUCUGUAAUCAAUCCACUCCCGAUCAAUUUCUCCCCCUUUGCAACUGCUGGUCGGUCAACGAGAGUGAUGAUCGUGGCGCUUCUCGAAUUCGACUGAGCGGAAAGGUCCCGAGUCGACUAGGCAAAACAAGAAGAACCCAGAGAUGAGGGCGUUGAGGUAUAAGUUCUGGAGAUCUUGCGAGGACAAGGGAAACGCUGGAGGGGAAUCGGAAGGAACCGGGGGAAAUGAAGGCGAGAGCUCUGAUCAAUUCGAUCAUGAAAUUGUGCAGCUGACGAAGCUUAGGUCAGCGCCGCACGAACGCUUAAGUCGAGAAACCCCGAAGGUGGGCGGAAGGUCCAGAGCGUCAUCCGUCUCCACCUUGAAGAUGUUGGCCGGCCGGGAGGCCAAUUGCUCUGGAAGAGGGAGAUUCUCAACGGCCGAUGGUUGCCAUGUGUUGAGCCGGUAUUUGCCCGUGAAUACUCCUGUGGAGGUUGACAACACGAGGAGCCGGGCUUAUGUGUCUCAAUUCUCGGCGGAUGGAUCGCUUUUCAUCGCAGGGUUUCAGGGGAGUCACAUUAGGAUAUACAACGUGGAGAAGGAUUGGCAAGUUCAUAAGAAUAUUCUGGCCAAAAGCUUGCGGUGGACGAUUACUGAUACUUGUCUUUCCCCUGAUCAGCGGUUUCUUGUGUAUGCAAGCCUGUCGCCUAUUGUACAUAUUGUUGAUGUUGGUUCUUCCACAACCGAGUCGCUUGCAAAUGUAACGGAAAUCCAUGAUGGUUUGGAUUUUUCCAGCUAUGAUAAUGAGGAUGAUGAUGAAUUCGGGAUCUUCUCUAUAAAAUUUUCAACUGAUGGCAGGGAGCUGGUCGCAGCAACUAGUGAUGAUUCAAUAUAUGUUUAUGACCUUCAAGCCAACACUCGAACCCUCCACAUUCCUGCCCACCAGGCUGAUGUAAAUACAGUAUGCUUUGCUGAUGAAACUGGCCAUGUUAUUUACUCUGGAAGUGAUGACCACUUAUGCAAGGUUUGGGACAGACGAUGCUUUAACGACAGAGGGCAGGCAGCAGCAGGAGUAUUGGUGGGGCAUCUGGAAGGUGUCACAUUCAUAGAUAGCCGUGGAGAUGGACGUUAUUUGAUAUCGAAUGGGAAGGAUCAGACCACAAAGCUAUGGGAUAUAAGGAAGAUGACUUCAAAUGCCACAAACUAUCCAAGAAUAAGAGAUCCGGACUGGGAUUACAGAUGGAUGGAAUACCCACCUCAUGCUAAAACGAUGAAGCAUCCUCGUGAUAUGUCCCUGACUACUUACAGUGGUCAUUCGGUCCUUCGCACCCUUAUUCGCUGUUACUUCUCGCCUGAGUACAGCACCGGCAGGAAGUACAUCUUCACAGGGUCGAGUGACUGUUGUGUUUACAUUUAUGACUUGGUGAGUGGAGCUCAAGUGGGUUGCCUGGAUUAUCAUGAAGGACCUGUGAGGGAUGUUAGCUGGCACCCCGUCUACCCGAUGCUCGUCAGCUCCUCGUGGGAUGGCCGCAUCGCGAAAUGGGAGUUUCCUGGCCCCGAUGAGGAGUUGAAUCCAUCUGCAGUCAUACGGAAGAAGAGAACUAUUCGCCAGCAUUUUCUAUACUGAGUGAGGAGAAGGAAGAGAGCCAUGUUCUUGUGAGGGCACUCAAAUGGCUGAUGUAUUACCUAAAGAAGGAUCUCAUAGUUGUCAUGUGUAUGUAUGUAAACAGAAGAUGAAUAAAAAGGUUCAGUGAAACUGUUGUGAAGUAGCUGCUCUGAAUUCUUUGAAAGUUGUAAGAUAAGUUUCUUUCUUUCUCUAUCAGUACCCUUUUUCCCAAAACUUUUGUUUGGUACUUCUGAGUUUUUUCUCACAAUUCUUAAUGGGAAUAUUAAUGAUGUAUGUAUAUAAUAUAUUGGCUUAGUUUGAAUCCUUGUUUUGCGAUCUUCUGAUUAUGAUUUUCCAUUGUUGUGAUAGAGUGAAUAUCCGAACAUUAUGUGAAUUACAUGUAAUUCAAAAUCAUGAUUUCAAAUACAUGCACAAGCACACAUAAUCAAUUAAUCAAAAUACCCUUGUUAAUAUUCAAAGCUGACAUGGGCGAAAGGCUUUCUCCUUGUAGUAGCUACUCGACUCAGCCAACAACAACAUAUUUAGACACCCCCUUUCACUAUAAGGCAUCAAAUAAACAAGAGACCCCCUUUUUUCUUCCAACUUGAUUCUCAGAUACUGAUGUCCAUAGAUUCUAUUCUAAAACUGGUAAUGCCACCACCCUUCCGGUUUCUUGACUGCUUUUGGCCAUUAUUAUCUUGCAACAAUUUCUGAUAUUCAGCUUUAUAAACAGAUUGAUCAUCAUGUGUGUAUUUACUUUUGUCCCAUACAUACAUGAAGGUAACACCAGUCUGCAGAAUUUGCUUUUUCUUGGCAGCAAUUGGAAGGGAUAGCAGGAUAUACCAACUUUCUGGGUUUUUGGGAUUCUGGGUUCAGCUGGAAAAGAUGGAACUCCUGGGUUGUGGUCAUAGUAUUGAGUAUGGAUGGUACUUGUUGGAGAUGCUGUGGUAGAGGGGAAACCGCGGCGGGUUCUUUUGGAUACUGAUUUUGACACUGAUUAUUUCUUUGCUCUACUGUACCUCUCGAAGCUAAACCAAUCAGAUUUGUAAUCCUUGCUCAAUAAGGAUUUGGACAAUGGUUGUUAUACGGGGUUUUAUUUUUCUCCAUUGUGUUUUCAGGUUAUUCAUUCAUGAAUUCCAGUCAGUCUUGUGCCUUUGGAUGCAACAAACGCGAUUCCAGCAUAUAAGGAGUUCUUUGAGGUGUUUGAACAGAGACGAGACACGUACAAGGCACAGUACUGCUUCAAAUCCUAGAAAAUGGCCUGGGACACUUGGUUGGAUAAUCAAUUCUACUUAGUAAUUCAUCUUCUAGUUCCAAUCCCACUUCAAAAUGAAAAGAAGGAAUGUUGGUUGAGACAAUGACUCUAUGUUUCAGCUACUUCAUGUGGGACUCUUUCAUAUCUGCUGUGGCAGCUUCCAUCCUGCUGCAAAAUCCACAUAAAAGCAAACUUGGGGAGAAUGAGUUCGUAGAGAUGAGUACAUAAACAUAACUGUGGUGACCUCAAAUCAACCUUAUGGAAUCAAUGAUGGAUCCAAUCCAGCUUUAUGAUGGAUGUCAAGUUCCAAAAUGGUCUGCAGAAAGGUGGGAUUCAUAGUGGACAUGUCCAGACAAGCCCCGGAGAUUCGUUCUGCAUAGUGAAGAAUGACAAAGGCAAAAUCCAGGUAAAAAAUGACUGCAUCUCCUUCACAAAUUUGUUCCCCAAUUCUUCUGGGACAUAUAGGAUGACUACACAAAGGAUACUGCAGGUCUAGAUUCAGUACAAGUUCUUGUUGCUACAAGAGCAAAGGCUAGUGGAGAUCCAAGUAGCAUGUUCUACUAGUGAAACCCAUCAAUGUCCUUGCUGGAGGUGAUGAAUCCACUGAUGGACAAACAGUGAUCGAUGAAGUGAAGGAAAAUUAGCCAAAGUGAAACUUAUAGAGCCAUGUGCAUAUUACGAAGCUUUUGUGAAUCAACUAGGAGAACAGAAGCAAUCUGCUGUCAUAGGAAGCUUUGAGGAGCAAAAAGAAUCUGGAAAACAGGCCUCCAAAGUAACACAAGUUUUCAUGUGUAAAAUACUGGACUUGGACCAGACUUUUCGACACACGGAAGUUUGAUUUUAUAUCUGUACUUUGCCCUAUUCAAAGGAAACAGAGUACAGUUCAUAGAGAAAGGUGAUUGUAAAGUGUGCUACUCCUAGCUAUCUCGGUCUUAUGAAUAUUCGAAAAACUAGUGAGUGAAAUCGAUUCGGACUUAUAAUCUUCUGAAAAUAAUAAGUUGUAAGAAUCGAA